UUCUCCGUCGAUUCGUUCGAACCCCCGUCGCUAGGGUUUCCGUUUCCUUCUCCGACGACGAUCGCUUCCUCCUUCGAUUCGAGCGUUUUCCGAUGGACACGGACAAGAAGAUCAUCCUGUUGAGCUCCGAGGGCGACGCGUUUGAGGUGGACACCGCGGUGGCCAUGGCGUCGCAGACCAUCAAGCACAUGAUCGAGGACAGAUGCACAGAGGGCGGGAUCCCCCUCCCCAACGUCACCUCCAGGAUCCUUGCCAAGGUCCUUGAGUACUGCAAGAUGCACGUCAAUGACUACUCCGUGCUUUCCGACGACGUCACCAAGCUCGUCCCCGAAGAACUCACUGCUUGGGAUGCCGAAUUCGUUAGCGUCGACCAGGAAACCCUAUUCAGUAUUAUCUUGGCUGCAAACUACUUGCACAUCCAGAGGCUGCUGGAUCUGGCAUGCCAAUCUGUGGCUAACAUGAUCAGGGGCCAGACUACUGAAGAGAUCCGCAAGAUAUUCAACAUCAAGAACGACUUCGACCCGGAGGAAGAGGAAGAGAUUCGCAAGGAGAAUGAGUGGGCCUUCAUGUAACUCUUUGUCGAUGCAUCUGCUUCGUCCUUUAAACUCUCUGACAAUCGAAUAGUAUACACACUAGUCAUGUUGAGAUCUAGAUUCAGUAUUCCUUCGAAUACAUAUCAAAAGAACUGAACCUUCUUCUUAGAUAUCUGCUUGUGAAUCAUUUUGUUGAUUGGAUAUAUGUUUUUCUGAAAAUGUAGACAUGUGGCGUCUAUUUUACUACCUUCUGUACUCGAUAUGUUCUUUGCUUUAAA
Zingiber officinale is the source of this 811-nucleotide messenger RNA. RefSeq names its product SKP1-like protein 1B. Gene Ontology annotation, biological process: SCF-dependent proteasomal ubiquitin-dependent protein catabolic process. The record is from RefSeq and is a predicted model, not a curated record. Gene Ontology annotation, cellular component: nucleus; cytoplasm. The coding region runs from base 93 to 572 and encodes 159 amino acids. The transcript has 2 exons. Lineage: Eukaryota; Viridiplantae; Streptophyta; Magnoliopsida; Zingiberales; Zingiberaceae. Gene Ontology annotation, molecular function: cullin family protein binding.